Messenger RNA from Carica papaya (papaya), 1070 nucleotides. Lineage: Eukaryota; Viridiplantae; Streptophyta; Magnoliopsida; Brassicales; Caricaceae. The record is from RefSeq and is a predicted model, not a curated record.
AAUAUAAUAUAACAUCCAUUAUAGAUUCCAAUUUCCAUCUUGACAUGGCAGCAUACGAAAAAGAAGGACCGCUUUAUCUCAGCACAUUCUUCGCUAUCAGCUAUGGUGUUGGCUUUGCUGCAUUAACUGCUACUAUUGUACAUGUUGCAUUGUUCCAUGGAAGAGAAAUUUGGGAACAAAGUAAGGCUAGUUUUCAAGGGAAGGAGAUGGAUAUACACACAAAGCUUAUGAAAAGAUAUAAACAAGUUCCAGAAUGGUGGUUUGUGCUUAUUCUUAUGGUUAACAUUGCAACCACCAUUUUUGCUUGUGAAUAUUACAAUGAACAACUUCAGUUGCCAUGGUGGGGUGUUUUAUUAGCUUGUCUAAUUGCCAUUGUUUUCACUCUUCCAAUUGGGAUCAUUACUGCCAUCACAAAUCAGUCACCUGGGUUGAACAUCAUUACUGAGUACAUCAUCGGAUAUAUUUAUCCCGGAUAUCCAGUUGCAAAUAUUUGCUUCAAGGUGUAUGGAUAUAUAAGUAUGACUCAGGCCAUUACAUUCUUGCAAGACUUCAAGCUCGGCCAUUACAUGAAAAUUCCUCCUAGGACAAUGUUUAUGGCCCAGAUAGUGGGAACUCUCAUAGCUUGUUUUGUCUAUUUGGGAACUGCAUGGUGGUUAAUGGAAACCAUACCUGACAUAUGUGAAUCAUCCUCAACUAGAGUGUGGACAUGUCCAAGUGAUAGAGUGUUCUACGAUGCAUCUGUGAUUUGGGGUCUGAUAGGGCCUAGAAGAAUUUUUGGAGACUUAGGGACAUACGAAGCAGUAAAUUGGUUUUUCCUUGCAGGGGCAAUUGCUCCGCUUAUUGUAUGGUUGGUGUCUAAGGUAUUUCCGAACCAACAUUGGAUUCGACUAAUCAAUAUACCGGUAUUAAUUGGUGCUACUGGAAUGAUGCCACCAGCUACCGCAGUCAAUUACACUACAUGGGUUUGCAGUUUCCUCUCUGGGUUUGUUGCAUAUAGAUAUAAACCUCAUUUGUGGCAGAGAUAUAAUUAUGUUUUAUCUGGAGCAUUAGAUGCUGGACUUGCCUUUAUG